Funneliformis geosporum is the source of this 161-nucleotide messenger RNA. NCBI's taxonomy places the organism in Eukaryota, Fungi, Glomeromycota, Glomeromycetes, Glomerales, Glomeraceae. The record is from the annotation of a GenBank genome assembly.
AUAUUAAUAAUGCUGCUUUAAUAUGUAAGGACAAUUUUCGCACUUUUUAUGGUUUUACUUAUGCAACGCAGGCUCAAUUUGCAACAGCACAAGAAAAAAUUAAUAUUAAUUUAGCUACUAUCUGGGAAUUAAGAUUAAUAAAAGGAGUUGGUGAACAAUAG